Molecule: messenger RNA, 1179 nt
Organism: Penicillium nucicola
Lineage: Eukaryota; Fungi; Ascomycota; Eurotiomycetes; Eurotiales; Aspergillaceae
Exons: 2
Coding region: 1-1179 (392 amino acids)
Source: RefSeq, a predicted model, not a curated record
AUGUUCGUCCGCUCUGUUCUACUGGGCGCUGUCGCUUUGGGGGCCAGCGCUGUGCUGGUGGUCCCCGAGAUGGAAUCCGUCGACGACGGAUUCGUGAAUAUUCACCCAAUGCUCCUGGAGGAUGUUCACCAUGUGGCUGUAGAUUUGCCGUGCACCGAGUGCCCUUUCCGUGAAACCAAGGAAGGUUCCGUCAGCUGGACUGACGAUAAACCAUCACACCUGAUGUUGGACUUUUCCGUUGAAGACAACCGCUUGCUUGCCAACGGCCGCCAAAUUUUCCCUCCCGCUCCCCCAAGCCCCAUUCAUGCCAUUCAGCAAAGCGACGAAGGCGAAGACUCCGAGCCUAUGUCUGUUGGUUAUGCUCUGGAGGUCAUGCCGAUGGCUACUCCAUCCGACGAGCCUGACUACGAACUACUGGAUAUUCGUUUCACCGUUCUCGACCUGGAGACUCACCCUGUUCCGGUCGACACUGUCACAGUCACCGUUCUCGAAGACCCCAAUGGCGAGCUGUUCAUUGUCAAGAUGGAGAUUGAGAAGACCACACCCGCCUCGGACCGCAUCUCCUGGAAGGAGUGCCAUGGAAAAGCCAAGUGCUUGCAAGAACUUCUGGUUGCCCGCAUUCGUGGCCUCUUAGAUGGUGCCAAAACCCGUGUCAUGGGCAUGGCCAAGGCUGACCGCAAGGGCUGCCACGGCAAACAUGAGCCCAAGAAGUUGGGACACCCGGGUCCGCACGGCCACCACGAAGAGGGCCCUGACAGCAUGCCAUUCCCACCACCACCUCCCUUCGGCGAAGAAGACUUCCAAGUGGAGGAGCUUGGUCCAGCUGGCCCUCACAGCCAUCACGGCCACCACGGCUUUGGUUCCGAUGCCGACCGCCCGCCUCGUCCUCACCACCACCGCCCUCACCACGGUGCCUUUACCCGCACCUUCUCCCGCGUUGUCCACUUCAUUGUUGUUCCUGCUGUCCUCGGUGUUCUGGCUGGAUUGACCGCUAGCGCUGUCGGUAUGUUGGUUGGCCAGGCUGUGGUCUUCCUCUGGCAACGUUACCGCGGCACCAACUCUUCUGAGCACAAGGCUGCCUGGGAGCAAGGCGAAGCAUGCGAAAAACAGGGCCUCAUGGCCGAGUCACGCGGCUCCGAAGAGAUUCUCCCGGAAUACAAAGAGCCAUCCGAGACCUGA